Messenger RNA from Coregonus sp. 'balchen', 21478 nucleotides. The record is from the annotation of a GenBank genome assembly. NCBI's taxonomy places the organism in Eukaryota, Metazoa, Chordata, Actinopteri, Salmoniformes, Salmonidae.
AUGGCGGACGUGUUGAGUGUUCUUCGCCAGUACAACAUCCAGAAAAAAGAAAUCGUCGCCAAAGGAGACGAAGUUAUCUUUGGAGAAUUCUCUUGGCCCAAAAAUGUCAAGACUAACUAUGUCAUUUGGGGGUAUGUUAAUUUUGCUUAUAAAUUGAUGAAUAACUAUUCAAUCGGCCUGUUGUAGCUAGCUAUUGACUAACGUUAGCUGCUAGCCACUGCUGUGUUGCCAAAACUUUUCUUGCGCUGUUUGUAAGGUGCGACUAAUUGCACUGAAAGAUCACACAUGCAGCUAGUUUUUACUGUUAGUUAGGGGGGUUAACUAGCACGUUAACCAUCUAAUUUCAAGCUAACUAACUUGCUUAUUCAAAUGUAUACCGUUGUGGUUCGUUUAGCUAGCUAAGGUUAGCUGCUUAGCUAACAGAACCAUGCCAGGCAAACGUUGUCGUAAGCCAGCUGUCUCGCUUGCAAUGCAAACACGCCAGGUUUAGUCAGCUAACGUUAGUUAGGUAUUAAAACUGCAAUUAAUACGUUUGUCAUUGAGAAUCUGUCCACGAUAGAUUAGCUUGCUAGGUAGCUACAAUAUUGCAGUUAGCUAGCUAUUAUUGAUUUCUGCACGUGACCAUACAUGUCACUAUGUUUGACAUUUCUAGCUUGCCAGGUAGACAUUUACAUUGAAGUCAGGUAGCUAAGUUAGCUAGUAAAGUUCGUUUAGCUAGCUAACUAUCUACCUUUGCCUCCAUAGGUGCUUGCAAGCUAGCUAGCUACAGUAUUUCCUGUUUUUUUUUUUGCAGAACCAGCAGUCUUUCAGCGAUAAUAAAUGUAAUAGUUGGACAAACCCUUAAUCAACCUCAUGCACCUGGACCCAGCAAGUUGGACCAGUUGGAAGUGUCAUUGAAGAGCUGUGACACGGUUGUCCUGGUCACAAUUUGUGUGUAAUGUCAUUAACAAAAUACAGGAUUUAGACUAUUUCUCUAAGCCGGAGCUAUUAAUGCAUACAUUGUGCCUAAAUUCCAGAUUAGUUCCAGAAGAGGGGGCCAAGAUGGAUUUUGCUUUAACAACUGUGGACAAAACUGCUGGUCAAAGCUGAUGAUUUUCACUUUCCAUUUUCAGAACUGGGAAGGAGGGUCAGCCGAAGGAGUACUAUACUCUGGACUCGAUCCUGUUCCUGCUCAACAAUGUGCAUCUCCCUCAUCCAUCCUACGUGCGAAGGGCUGCAGUAAGUCAACUUGUGUCCUCAUUCCAAAAGCUUGUUAGUUAGAAUAUGUGUUGCCUAAUGCUGAAAUGAAUGUCAUGUCUUCUAACCUGGUGUUGCCAGUGGCCUAUUGGCUGUCAUUGUUGGAAGCUUUGUAGUGACCUUUGUAAAUGUUGUAUUUCAUCGUGAUUUACAUGGUUUUAUGAUCACCCUAGACCGAGAACAUUCCAGUUGUCAGAAGACCUGAUCGAAAGGGCUUGCUAUCGUAUCUCAAUGGAGAAAGUUGUAAGUAUGAAUUGAGAAUUAUUUAUGCAGAUUUUAAAAUAUUUGCAUGAAAAUGUCUCCAAUUAGAUGGAAACCUAACUAGGAAAUGAAUUGUGUUGAUUCCAUUGAAAUAAUUGUACUUAAGUGAUAAUGCCGGUGUUUGGAGGAUAUAUUGGCACAGGUGUUGUUCGGCGAGGGCUGCCAAACCGUGCCAAUAUAUCCUCCAAACACUGGCUUCAAGGGCAUUAUAAUUUUUAUACAAAAGUUAGUUAAAUAUCUUGACUUACCAAGACAUUUAUUAGGAAUAAAACACAUCUAGCUACCAUACCAUAAAAAACACAGCAGCACAACGAUUAUUGUUGUUGGGGAGGGAAAAAAAUAAUGUUAUGCCGGAGCAGAAUUCUACUGUCACUUUUUUAAAUUGUCUGAAAAGUUACCAAUUGACAUGUUAUUGUAGCUGUGUUCUACGUCUGUAAAAGGUUGCGGUAGAUAUAACUUCAUUGCCCGGCCCUAGCGGUCAAAUGUAAUAGGACCAUUAUUCUGUUGUAAAUUGACAUGGAAUUUUAGGAUUGUUUCAUAUCGUUUUAACUGAAAAAAUAAAUGUCAGUUUAAACGUGAAGCAACAUGGUCCUUUUGUCAAAUCCCUAUUUUGUACCAUUCCAUCCAUUACAAUGAGCCCGUCCUCCUAUAGCUCCUCCCACCAGCCUGCGUAAAACACUGCAAGUGCUCUGAAUGAUGGCUAAAUUGUAUAACAUGGCUUUGAGUGCUUUUCUCUUUAGAAGUAAAUAGCUGUGUUCGAAUACCCAUAAGAACACACUGUAUACUACAUACUAUUACCGUAUUUUCCGCACUAUAAGGCACACUUAAAAGCCUUUAAUUUUCUCAAAAAACGACAGUGCGCCUUAUAAUCCGGAGCGCUUUAUAUAUGGAUCAAUUGGUUAAUUGGUUGAUCCAUACUGGUUGUACACGGCGCUCAAGGCGCUCUGUCAAAAUGUUUCAGUAUGAAAAACCAAUAAAAACAAUUUAAUAAUAAUGAAAUGUUUCAGUACGACUGGUAAACUACAAAGCCGCAGCAUUACGGCUACCGUAGUCAGUAAACACCGGUACUGUGCUUACUCACAGUCCCACACCACUUGUGUGUGUAUAAAGUCCCCAAAAUGGCACCUUUCAAGAGACACGCUUACGACGCAGAGUUCAAGCUCAAGGCUGUCGGUCACGCAGUAGAAUAUGGGAAUAGAGCAGCAGCGAGAGAAUUCAACAUUAAUGAAUCAAUGGUACGGAAGUGGAGGAAGCAAGAAGAUGACCUGCGCCAAGUAAAGAAGACUAAACAGAGUUUCCGAGGGAACAAAGCGAGAUGGCCACAGUUAGAGGACAAACUCGAACAGUGGGUUGUUGAACAGAGAGCAGCAGGUAGAAGCGUCUCUACAGUCACUAUUCGAAUGAAGGCAACAGCGCUAGCACGGGACAUGAUCAUCGAUGAAUUUCGAGGUGGUCCUUCUUGGUGCUUUCGUUUUAUGAAAAGAUGUAAUCUCUCCAUCCGCACACAAACUACCGUCUCGCAGCAACUGCCAAAAGAUUACCAAGAAAAGCUGGUCACUUUCCGCGCAUACUGCAAAAAGAAGAUCACUGAAAAGAUCUGGCCAGAGCACAUCACCAACAUGGACGAGGUUCCACUCACCUUUGAUAUUCCCGUGAACCGCACUGUGGAGAAAACGGGGACCAGUACGGUGUCUGUACGCACCACAGGGAAUGAGAAGUCAUCCUUCACUGUAGUUCUCGCCUGCCAGGCUAAUGGCCAGAAACUUCCACCCAUGGUUAUUUUCAAGAGGAAGACCUUGCCAAAAGAACUUUCCAGCCGGCGUCGUCAUCAAAGCUAGCCCGAAGGGAUGGAUGGAUGAGGAAAAGAUGAGUGAGUGGCUGAGAGAAAUUUACGUCAAGAGACCGGGUGGCUUUUUCCACACAGCUCCGUCCCUAUUGAUCUACGACUUCAUGCGCGCCCAUAUCUCCGAUGCUGUCCAAAAACAAGUGAAGCAAACUAAUUCGGAGCUUGCCGUCAUUCCGGGUGGAUUAACUAAAGAUCUCCAGCCGCUAGAUAUUGGUGUCAACAGGGCGUUCAAAGCUAGACUGCGAGCUGCGUGGGAGCAGUGGAUGACAGAAGGCGAACACACGUUCACCAAGACAGGGAGACAGCGCCGGGCGACUUACGCCACCAUCUGCCAAUGGAUCGUGGAUGCCUGGGCUGAUAUAUCAGUCUCAACUGUGGUCCAAGCUUUCACGAAGGCAGGAAUAAUCUCUGAACUGCCAGGCAACAGCAGCGACACUGACUCGGAUAAUGACGAGAGGGAGCCGGGCAGGUUGGAUGCCGUAGUCGCCCAACUGUUCAAUUCGGACACUGAAGAAGAAGAAUUCGAGGGAUUCGUGGACGGGGAAUGAACUGAAAAAGUGAGCUUUACGUGUUAUACGUAACUGAACAAUGUUGAGUUAUGCACUAACGUUUGAUUUAGUGGUAUCAGACUGUUUAUUUUACUACGUGUUUACUGAAUCAGGGAAAAGUUCCCCUCCACGUUUGGGAGAAGAGUGAGCAAGGCUGGGAGAUAUUGUUAAUAUGCACAUUAACGUUUGAACAACGUUACCAUUGGAGUGAACGGAGUUGUCAGAACGCUUAAUAAAGUUUGACUUUAUCUGACUGUUUUGUUGACAUUCCCUUUAGCACAGCUCCAUCUAGUGGAUACAUAACGCAACCCCAGUCAAACGUUUGACUGCAGUAUCUUCUAUUCUGUGCGCCCUAUAUAUGAAAACCGUUCUAAAAUAGGCCAUUCAUUGAAGGUGCGCCUUAUAAUCCGGUGCGCCUUAUAGUGCGGAAAAUACGGUAGUUAAUUUUAGUAUACUGUAAACAAAUGGUAUCCUUUCAGUUGAGUGUACUAGCGCUUCGCCUGUCUACCGGAAGUUGAUGCUGUUGCUAUGCAACGUAUUGCUAGCUUGUUAGCAUAGCAAAUUACUAGCUAGACAUCUUACAACUUCAUUAAAAAUGUACAUUGAGAACGCACAAUGACUAUACCGCUAAGCUAAGAAUGACGUGAAUAAUCAAGUCAAUAAACGUUGGGUAGUUAGUUAGCCUAUAGUUAAUAUACUGGCAAGUUUGAUGUAUUAGUAGCCAACCAACAUUAGGUAGCUAGCGAACAUACCGGUACAUACAAGCAACUGCUGUAAUGAUAUGCUAUGCGGUUCGUAAGGCUAACAUAGCAAACAAAUUGGCAGCCAACAUAACGUGUAACAUAACUUAUUUGAAAAGUCAUUACUUUAUUACAUUGCUCAACAUUUUCUUAACAUUUGUCAUAAUUAGUUAAAGCGAUGAGUUUGUAUCUGCUCUCGUCGGAAUUCAGCUGCAUAUUUUCCGCAAUUUUCUUCAAAUCUGAAAAUGUUGUGAAGCCACGGCCAAUUUCGGAAGAAUUGCAUUAUGAGCCCAAAAAGCACAGAAAUAGUGUCCACUGGUUGUAUACUUCGUAUUUUGGCAAAUGUAGUACGGCAUCCGGGAACUUUUGGCAUACUAACUAUAUCCAUACUAUGACCAAUAAACAUAACCGCAGCCGGCCGCGACCGGGAGACUCAUGGGCGGCGCACAAUUGGCCCAGCGUCAUCCAAGGUAGGGGAGGGAAUGGCCGGCAGGGAUGUAGCUCAGUUGAUAGAGCAUGGCGUUUGCAACGCCAGGGUUGUGGGUUCGAUUCCCACGGGGGGCCAGUAUAAAAAUAAUAAUAUGUAUUCACUAACUAAGUCCCUCUGGAUAAGAGCGUCUGCUAAAUGACUAAAAAUGUUUAAAAAAAGAAAUGACUUUGCUUUUAUAAGUGGAGAUCAAGUUUAUAAGUUGCCUGGCUGGGCUGAUGAGACCGUGGAUUGUGCAGUCAGAUGGAACAGAGUAAAUGGCAAUUUUAACGUCAUAGAUUUAGCCGGUGGCAAUUUGUGGAAUAGACACCGGCUGGAAUGCGGUUUUAACCAAUCAGCAUUCAGGAUUAUACCCACCCGUUGUAUAAUAAAGCGUAUUCCCCUUUGAUUUCCCUUCACAGCUACUUCGACAAGUAUCGACAGAAGUGCCCCCAUAGAGAUUGGUUUGCAAAGGCCCACACAAGGUACAGUUUAAGCAUUUUGGAUACUCUUCCAUUGAGUGAUUGGAUGAUUUUAAUCCAUGCAUAUUAGGAAAUAUGUUCUCUUGCAACGGAUAUAUCCACAGUCCAUGCUGUGAGGCCUAAUAUGCCAUUUGUACAUCAUUGGCUUGUUGCACGAAUGUAAAUCAGAUAAGAACUGAAAAGGUUUAGCUUAAUUUUGUAUAGUUGGCUAAUUAUUCUUUUUUUUGCAUCCUCAGUCAAACGAGCAGCAGAUGAGGUGUCAUCUGAAGCCAAAAAACCAAGGAUAGAGGUGAAUUAUAUUUCUUAUUUUACCUGCACUGUUCUGACUCCUCAGCUCAAUAGGAAUUCUCAAUAGAAAUCCUGUUAAACAAGAGGCCAGAUACAGUGCCUUUAGAAAGUAUUCACACCCCUUGACUUUUUCCACAUUUUGUUGUUACAAAGUGGGAUUUAAAUGUCAUUUUUUUGUCAACAAUCCACACAAAAUACUGUAAUGUCAAAGUGGAAGAAAAAUUCUAACAUUAAAAAAUAAAAUAAUUAGGAAAAAUAAAAAACCAAAAUAUCUUGAUUAGAUAAGUAUUCAACCCCCUGAGUCAGUACAUGUUGGUCACCUUUGGCAGCGACUACAUCUGUGAGUCUUUCUGGGUAAGUAUCUGUAAGAGCUUUGCCCACCUGGAUUGUACAAUAGUUACACAUUAUUCUUUUAAAAAGUAUUCAAGUUCUGUCAAGUUGAUCAAUGCUAGACAGCCAUUUUCAAGUCUUGCCAUAGAAAACGGAGCAUUUUACCUUUCUAUAACAUCAUUCUCUAGGAUGAGGAACGAGUGCGUCUGGACAAGGAGCGUCUGGCUGCUCGACUGGAGGGCCACAAAGAGGGCAUUGUGCAAACUGACCAGAUCAGGUAUCCGCGCCUAAACCUGUCCAUCAUCCAGUCUUUGUUUUAAAGUUCAAGAAUAGUAUUUUUUAUUUUUUUUACUGUUCUUCAACAACAUUGUACAACUGGCAGCAACAAGCUGAAUUGCUAUUAAAAUGUACGUAGAUUAAAAAAACUAAACAAAAACACAAACAAAAGAUGUAGGUCCUUAGCAAUGGAAGCUGGUAAUGGUAGCUUAGUGGGUAAGAGCGUUGUGCCAGUAACCGAAAGGUCGCUGGUUCUAAUCCCCGAGCCGACUUGGUGAAAAAUCUGUCGAUGUGCCCUUGAGCAAGGCACUUAACCCUAAUUGCUCCUGUAAGUCGCUCUGGAUAAGAGCGUCUGCUAAAUGACCAAAAAAAAAAAAAAAAAAAAAAAAAAUGUUGGGCCGUUGGCUUGAGCGGAGCAGUCGUAUCACUUUCUUAUGACUAGCAUUAGGAUAGGUAUGAAGGCACUGUCAUUGAACUCCCUAGUUACAGAAAGUGGGCAAUUAUCAAUAAGCCACCAUUGCUGCACACAGGUUUUAAGAUAUUAGCUAACAAAUCCCAUUGAGAGCGGUAACAGACAAAAACACAAACCAGGAACCUUGCUUUAUUCACAAAACUGUGCGUUAUUAAUUGCAUUGCUGCUCAAUCAAACUCGGACAUGAACGUCUACUCAAUCAAAACUUAGCUUUUUAUUAAAAUGAUGAAAAGCUAAAUGAUAAUGUGUUCCUCUCAACUUACCUAGUGAAAUAAGGGUUAACUGAAAUCAUCUCUACCCCCAGGUCACUGUCCGAGGCUAUGUCCGUGGAGAAGAUCGCCGCCAUCAAAGCCAAGAUCAUGGCAAAGAAGCGCUCCACCAUUAAGACAGAUCUGGAUGAGGACAUCACUCUGAAGCAGAGGAGCUUCGUGGACGCUGAGGUGGACGUGACCAGGGACAUUGUCAGCAGGGAGCGGGUGUGGAGGACCAGGACCACCAUCCUACAGAGCACUGGAAAGGUCAGAGGUCAACCCCAUAGACUGGACUGGCUAUGACUGGGGGGGAGGGGUCAUUCUGUAAUUUAGGGAAUGCUUCAUUUCCGGAUAUUAUGAGGAGGAACCCGGCCACAUGGGAAGACACACACACACUCCAUGUAGACGUUACACUUGGGUAACCAUAGCCACCAUAGCACAAAAUUGGCCUUGAAGGGUGGAGGUGAUGAUCCUUAUCCAUAGCUGAUCAAAAAACAUUUAUGCCUGCAGGUGGCAGCAUUCCCACAAGGGAAAUGUUUUGAUUUUGGUGGUGAUAUCUGCUGUUCUGUUAUUAAAAGUGAUGUCUGUGAUUACACAUUUGGCGGAAAACCUCCAUGUAUCAGAAUCUAGGUAACAUUUCUGUAGACACUAAUCUCUCCCCAAUUAUUAAUACCUUUUUUGAUUUAUAUACAUUUGAUUUUAGAACAUUUGUGGGUAGAGUAAGCUCAAAGGAUUGGUUGAUGGAGAUCGCUCUGCAUAUGUCACUGUGCAAUGUUCACAGGAAAGGGUCCUUUGUAGCUUUUCAGUUACACAUCAAAGCUUUUUCUUUGGUUUGAUGUCUCGCCUACCUUUUACACUGUGCUGAUAAAUCUUUUGCUCAUGCAGAACUUCUCUAAAAACAUCUUUGCCAUCCUGCAAUCGGUGAAGGCCAGGGAGGAGGGACGCGGCCCUGAGCAGAGGCCAGCACAGAACACCACUCAGGUGGUAAGGAACAUGUUUAAUUUAAUGCACGUUGUAGAUGUACCACCAUAGUUUGAUUCUGGAUACACACUUUUGCGUUCUAAGAAUCCAGCCAAUGCAUCAUUGUGAAUGAAAUCCGUAACUAGUAAAGGCUCUUGCUGAUGAGUUCUGUAACAUCUAUGAAUACCUCACCUCCCUGUUAUCAUUUCUGAAAGAAAUGGAGCGUGAAAUGAACUUGGUGCUUCUCCAGAAAAAGGUCAAUGACUAUGUAAUCUGUUGAAGCAGGGUUGAGCGUAGUUACAACUCUGCACUUCAUUAUAAUAGUCUCAAUAUGUGGAUAAUUAAUUGGAAAUUACCUGUGUUUUAAGUGUAACCUCUUGCCUCUCCUCAAGGACCCAUCCAUAAGGAACAAACAGCCUGUCCCAGCUGCCUAUAACCGAUACGAUCAGGAGAGAUUCAAAGGAAAAGAGGGUGAGUGGGACCAGGGCACAUUGUCAUUGUGACGUUGUUUCUUUGUAAAUAUGGCCAUUAAUAUUUGUAUUUUGUGUGUGUGCAUGUGCAAAGGAGGCUGUUGGGAGGAGCUAAAGGAGGACUGGCUCAUUGUAAUGGUUGGAAUGGAAUCAAUGGGACGGAGUCACGCGUUGUUGCCAUGCGUUUGAUAUGUUUGGCACUAUGGGUGUGAACGUUUUAAAUGAAAUUGGGAUCCUUAAAGUUAAGAAACUGUUUCUUUGUUUUUUUCCCCCCACUUAAUUAAAAUCACAGUGCAGUUAUCACAAAACAUUAUUUCUGUGUUAUAGUCGAUAAGCUAUAAAGGCCUGGGGAAAGUUGUGUAAUUCAAAUAAAACCAGAGAGGAAGAAGCGUACAAGACAUUGCAAGAUGCCCCUCUCUCUCCCUCGCGCUGGCCUGCCUGCUCUGUCUCUUUGCUAAUGAUGCAAGUGUGUAUUCGGUCUGUUGCGUGUAGUAUAUCCUAGCCUAUUCAUGGCAUGAUGUCGCUGGGCUACAUGGGUGUCUUCGGGCCAGUCUUGCAAGCACGGGGUAGCCUACUAUUUGUUUUUGUCUCAUAAUUUGAAAUUACAGCAGGCUACCGGUAGCCUUUAUAGAUUAACCUUUUCAGACAUAAAGGGAUGUGGCCCCUUGAAAGCACUACGGCAUGUUUGUUUGAAUGUCUGUUAGGGUAGGCAAAAUGUUAAAUGCCAACACGAAACCUUCUCUGGAGAUAUGAACCAGCAUUCUACUUGUAUGUAAAGGAAUGAGGCUUCUGAAGCAGGACUAACAUCAUCACUAGGUGACCAGAACUGUCAAUCAAAUAAUCUUGAGCUGCUGCUGCGCGCAGACUAAUCUCUCCUAAAAAAAGUACUUUUAAAGUUGGUUAAAUAUCUUGACUUACCAAGACAUUUAGUAGGAAUAAAACGCAUCUAGCUACCAUACCAUAAAAAACACAGCAGCACAACGAUUAUUAUUGUUAGGGGAAAAAAAUAGAAUGUUAUACCGGAGCAGAAUUCUACUGUCAAUUUUUUAAAUUGUCUGAAAAGUUACCAAUUGUCGCAAUCGGCAUGAUAUUGUAGCUGUGUUCUAUGUCUGUAAAGGGUUGCGGUAGAUAUAACUUAAUUGCCCGGCCCUAGCGGUCAUAUGUAAUAGGACCAUUAUUCUGUGUUGUAUAUUGACAUGGAAUUUUAGGAUUGUUUCAUGUCGUUUUAACUGGAAAAAUAAAUGUCAGUUUAAACGUGAAGCAACAUGGUCCUUUUGUCAAAUCCCUAUUUGGUACCAUUCCAUCCAUUACAAUGAGCCCGUCCUCCUAUAGCUCCUCCCACCAGCCUGCGUAAAACACUGCAAGUGCUCUGAAUGAUGGCUAAAUUGUAUAACAUGGCUUUGAGUGCUUUUCUCUUUAGAAGUAAAUAGCUGUGUUCGAAUACCCAUACGAACAUACUGUAUACUACAUACUAUUAGUUAAUUUUAGUAUACUGUAAACAAAUGGUAUCCUUUCAGUUGAGUGUACUAGCACUUCGCCAGUCUACCGGAAGUUGACGCUGUUACUAUGCAACUUAUUGCUAGCUUGUUAGCAUAGCAAAUUACUAGCUAGACAUUUUUACAUUUAAGUCAUUUAGCAGAUGCUCUUAUCCAGAGCGACUUACAAAUUGGUGCAUUCAACUUUUUUUAAAAUUAGGAUUACUGUUAUACCAUUCCAGGUAUUCCUUAAAGAGGUUGGUUUCAAGUGUCUCCGGAAGGUGUUCAGUGACUUCGCUGUCCUAGCGUCGUUGGGAACUUGUUCCACCAUUGGGGUACCAGAGCAGCGAAUAGUUCACAACAGAUAUCUUACGACUUCAUUAACGAUGUCCAUUGAGAACGCACAAUGACUAUACCGCUAAGCUAAGAAUGACCUGAAUAAUCAAGUCAAUAAACGUUGGGUAGUUAGUUAGCCUAUAGUUAAUUUGCUGGCAAGUUUCAAGUAUUAGUAGCCAACUAACAUUAGGUAGCUAGCGAACAUACUGGUUCAUACAAGCAACUGCUGUAAUGAUAUGCUAUGCGGUUCGUAAGGCUAACGUAGCAAACAAAUUGUCAGCCAACGUAACGUGUAACGUAACUUAUUUGAAAAGUCAUUACUUUAUUACAUUGCUCAACAUUUUCUUAACAUUUGUCAUAAUUAGUUAAAGCGAUGAGUUUGUAUCCGCUCUCGUCGGAAUUCGGCUGCAUAUUUUCCGCAAUUUUCUUCAAAUCUGAAAAUGUUGUGAAGCCAUGCCCGUUUUCGGAAGAAUUGCAUUAUGAGCCCAAAAAGCACAGAAAUAGUGUCCACUGGUUGUAUACUUCGUAUUUUGGCAAAUGUAGUACAACAUCCGGGAACUUUUGGCAUACUAACUAUAUCCAUACUAUGACCAAUAAACAUACUACAUACUCAAUUUACUUCACAAAUAGAGCAGUUAGUAUUACUAUUUGAACACUCAGUUACAGUGGUGGUUCUAUUUAGGCUUGUUUAAUUAUGAUGCGGUUCAUAUUGUUUAUGAGGCAGCAUAGGCAUACAUGGUUCUCUUUCAAAUACUUAUUUCGAUCUAUCACAUUGGGAUUUGCUCUGGGAAUCACUACUAGGAGGAACCAAUCACACAGCGUCUGUCGGAGAUAGACCGGUCGAGUGGCGAAUGAGGUGUGCCCCUGUCUUCAAGGCGCCACUCGCCUGCCCUCUGGUCAUUCUCGCCUCUCUUCCUUGCGAAGAGCACUACUCUCCUGAAGCUCUCCUCAGCAUGACUUGAUUCCUGUCUUCCUACUUAACUGUUCUCAGGUGAACUGCAAGGUUAACGCUUUCGAACGUAGGAACUUCGCUCUCGUCUUUUGUGUUGAAUAACUGACUGAAAGGAACGUUUUUGCUUCUUGUAGAAUUAUCUCUUUAGCCUUUUCAUUCUACUAAGUCUCCUGUGGUGGCUAGCUACUGAGACUUGGCUAGCUCACGCCGCAAGGCUUAAGCUAACCCAGCUAGCUCGCCGCAAGGCCAGCUAUACCACCAAACUGCUAUUCUGACCUGGAAAGCUAGAAUUGCUAUCUCUCCUCGCUCGUUUAGUUCAACCCACGUUGUUCCCUUGUGUCAUGUUGACUAGACUGACCGACCUAGCUACACAGAGAUGCUUUGUUCGUCGAGAGACAAAGAAAGCACACACUUUCUCUGGUUGGCAUUGUGCCAAGUAGCUAGGCUAUUAGCCCACGCUGCAAAGCAUAGCUAACUUGGCUAGCUCGUUACAAAGCCAGCUAACCAUACUAGCCUUCCUACGAGCCCAUACAGUAGUAUUACUAGCUCCCUUCUCUCCUUUAGUUCAACCUAUGUUCAAUCAUUUGUGUUAACUAGACCGACCAGUUUAGCCUCACAGCAUUACGGUCGGGGGAGAAUAUCAGCCAAAGUCAAAUGCACCCACACGUUUUCCUUCGGCUAUCACUGUGCAAUCUAUAACUUACCAUGAGGUAGUUGCUAGCUAACGCCGACACUAGCCCCACGGCUAUAGCGUUUUUAUUCUUCUACGAAUUAGGGACGUAGGAAGGGUAACAGUGGCGUGACCGCGGCCCAACCUGACUCCCCGGUUCAACGAAAUAUGGCCACGGCUACCCCACCUGAGGCAGGCACUCAAACCCCCUCGCUCUUGCGCUGGAGGCUCGAAGAUGCUGGGUUUCGUUGGCUAAACUGACCGGUUACAUCUCACUGUGCUAUUGUCAAGAGACUCUCAAAUCCGAAGAAGCAACACUAUUCACAUGGUUUUCCUCAGCUAACGUGGUGCUAGCUAUAGCUAGGCUAUUAGCCCACUGGGUGAACACUAGCUAGCUAAUACUAAAGCUUCACAACUAAGCAUCGACUAGCACACGCAUAACCCGGUUAGCAAUACUUUUCUCCCGGAGUCAUUAUGGGCCCCCGUACCCCAUGGGAAACAAACAUGCUCGGAAAGCUCUCCAUUGAGUCCCGCAAGUUUUGUAAGGUUUGGGGGGGGAUGCGCCCUAUUCUAGACCUACGGUUCCUCAACGGCUAGCGGAGAAAGUUCACGUUCUUUAUGCUUACGGUCAACGUGCUAUCUCGCUCUAUUCGUUAAGGUUACUGGUUCACUUCAGUCAACCUGCAGGACGCUUAUUUUCCUAUGUAUUCUGCCAACACACAGUAGGUUUCUCAGGUUUGCCUUUUGGGGCACAGCCUACGAAUACCUCGCUGUUCCCUUCGGGCUAGCACUAGCUCCCCAAACAUUUAAGCAAGUGUGUGGAAGCUGCUCUAACACACCUGAGAACCAAGGGGCUAAGAGUCUCUGCCUACAGGCGAUUACCUGCAUUGCUCCCCAUCAAAGGUGCCACAGCUUUCCUUGUAACCCACCUCACCGAGUUACGGUUCAAGGUCAACCAGAAAAAAAGCUUUUUGGUGCCCACACAGAAUAGAAUACCUAGACAUCAAGCUGGAUUCUCUAUCGGGCUACACUAUUAGACAGUCGUUCCAACAGUGCCUCUCCCUGUUCCAUAGGGGGUGUUCGGUCACGCUCCGAACAUGUCUGAGUGCUGGGGUUGAUGGUGUCAACCAUUUGGACCACUGAGAAUGAGAGACUUCCAGCGUUGGGUAUCUGCCCAACGUCUGUGUACACGAUGUCACCUCAAUUGAAAGAUAACGGUAACCUCAAUGUCUCUUGGCUCUCCGUCACUGAAAGAGCCCCUCAACGAGGAAGGUGGUGACGACAGUGAACGGAGAGAUUUUCCACCUUCACCCAAAAACCAUGGCCCUCUGGGCUUGGCCAGUGAGAGGCUGAAUCUGAACACGACAGGCUUGCUGCUGAGUCAUUGACCAUCCAGCAUGCUAGAGCCCCUUCUACACUGUGUGACCAAAAACAGAUAAUUUCUUACCAAUGCUCUGUAUCUGAGGUUUUAUGCUUCUUGCAGGACCUUUUUGACAGAGCGAAGGCUUUCGAUACUGAAGGUCUAUUUAGCAGCUAUCUCGGCCUGUUAUAUAGGCUUUGACAAUAACACCGUAGGGAAACACCCUCUUAUGUUGUUUCAUGAAGGGAGCACGUCUCUUACGCCCAGUCCAACCCUUUAGCCCCGUCUUGGGACCUGUCUAUUGUCCUUGAGGCUAUUUCACAGCAGAAUUUUGAACCGCUGGAAAGCGUGGAGUUGAAAUAUGUCCUGCAAAAUGACUUUAAGCUUACUACAAGCAUUAGCAUUCUGCAUACUUUUUUACUACCUGAAUUUUAAAAUGCUUUAUCAUUCUUUCCACAGCUGUGGGGGCAGUGUUGUCACUUGGUGCCUUGAUCUGGUCUAUACGCUAUUCAUCAAUGUUCAAACAGUAAACCAAACAACAAGAAUCCACCCAAAAAUGUAUUUUGUUUAGAAGAAAUAACUAGUGAUUACAGGCUAUUGUGAAAUGGUAGAACCUGCUGUAGCCAACUAGCUAGCCAUGUGCUUUCUUUCCCCUGUCCAAAACAGGAUGACGUUCUAUUUUUAGCUGAUAUGCUUCUUGUGCAUUCAUUUACAUAUCAAACUGGGAUAAUGUUUUAGGCUACACUGGCAAGUAUAAGAAUAUUUUUUUAAAUUAUAAAUCUGAUUGUUUCACAUGGAGAUGUGGGAAGAUAAAAAAGGCUUGGUAGUUUGCUAUGUUUUUAGACUGCCUAAAGCCAGCUAGCUACUACUAGCAAGGGAAGGUGACUCUUCCUUGCUUUCACAAAAUUAAAAGACAAAAAUAAAAAACAUUGCUAUCGCCCCCUUGUGAGUGGGACUGUUACCAAAAGGUGUCCGCUACUCCAAAAAUCCCACUCCACCCACGUGCAUGCACGUACGUAGAUCAACGGAGUGAAGCUUUACUGUCUCACCUUAGUGAUGGCUUUCUACCCGCCACCCUUCACUUCUACGGAAGAAGUGUCUACACAGUUUAUGUCCAGUACGUGCUUUGCAAGUUUACUUGGAUAGAACGAGAGCUUUACGCAAGAGUGACCAACUUAGUUUCUUGGGCGGCUCCCUGCAAAGGCAGACCCGCCUCUUGUCAACGGCUAUCCCAUUGGAUAGUGGAGGCUAUUAUAUUGGCUUAUAAUAGCAAGGGUUUACAGCCCCCCGAGGGACUGAGGGCUCAUUUCACCAGAGGUAUGGCUACCUCUUGGGCACUGUUCAAAGGCAUCUCUUUACACAAGAUUUCGUUGUGGCAUGUUGGGGCUCCCCACGUACUUUUGAGGUUUUACCGACUGGACGUCACUGCACCUUUGUUGGGGCAUACUGUCCCCAGUGUCCAAGCCUCUAAGGGAUGAUACUGUUGGGACUACCCUGGCUUCGGAGAGCAUGACUGCGAUACGGGUGUUGACCAUAUCCCAAUGUGAUACAUCGAAACAAGUAUUUGGUAGAGAUCUUAGGGUUAAUGUAGUAUUUGAAAGAGAACUUGGGGUUCUCUGAUAAUGAGUGGUAUGUAUCACCGCAAUUCCCUGCUCGCAAGAGCGCAAUGGAAAGGCAUGCUCGAGAAUGACCGGAGGGCGGGUGGAGCCUUGUAAAGAUGGAGGGGCGCACCUCAAUCGCCACUCGACCUGCAAGUCUCCAAUGGAUGCUGUGUGAUUGGUUCUUCCUAGUAGUGAUUCCCUGAGUAAAUUCCAAUGUGAUACAUCUCACUGAUAUUAUCAGAGAACCGCGGUUUCUGUAGCGUGAGGCAGCUUGAUGUACGAGUACACACCCUGGACGCUAGUCUAUCGCAGGGUCUUACCCCCAAUUGAUCGCCUUAAUGCUGUGCCAAGCAGAGAUGCAUCAGGUCGCAUUUCUACGGUCUUUUGGUAUGACUUGGCCGGAUAUCGAAUUCCCAACCUUCUAAUCUCAGGGCAGACACUAUAAACACAAAGCCACGGAGUUGGUUGCAUUGCACACAAUGAAGGCUUAUUAGCUAAAACAUACAUCCGUCUUUGUGAAGUAAAUGUAUAUUUAGAGUGCUGUCCAUUUAAUUUCCAUACACAGUAAUGAAAAAAAAUGUUUAACCAUUUUGAGUCUGGGGGAAAAAAAUCCCUCGAUCCUGACUAGUCUCCCAGUCCCUUCUAUUUUAAUUAGCUAUGUUCAAUUGUAUUCUUCAUACUAUAAAAUAAUGCCACGGAAUUCUAAGCAAAUCUUGUCUGCUAAAUGAACUAGUGUAGCCCACAGCCAUAUGGCAUAGCCAGAUCAGGGCCUAACAUAAGAACAACUCAGAGUGUUCUGUUCUUCUGAAAUAGACUACAUUUUCUUAAUAUAUUGUUUCUUUAGACCCGUCUGAAAUAAUGGAUUUAUUGUGAUGGUGUAAAUAUUUUCAUGGAUGUAUUACUUUAUUUUUUUUAUGUAGAUGUUCCAAAGGUCUCCAUCAGUGGCUUUUAGGCUAUGCGUGGAAGCCAGGAGAUGCUGAAUGUGUUUGUUAAUUAACGGUCAAUUACAGUGAGACAGGCAGUUAUUUUCGUGACAAUCACCGGCUGACAAUUUCAUGACCGCCAUAGCCCUACCCAAGACUACUGAAAAGUAACAUGCAUUACUGAUUGAUUUACUAAUUGUGUCCUUAGAAACGGAGGGAUUCAAGAUUGACACCAUGGGCACCUACCACGGCAUGACACUGAAGUCUGUAACGGUAAGACCAUCUUUCUUCUUUUGCUACCCUAGCUCGCUUAUAGUUUAACACAUAUUUAGUCUAUGCAGGAAUGAAACACGCAACCCCACAGUUGAUUGUCCAAUGUAAGGUUGGGUGGUAUCCUGAUUUUCAUACCAUUCCUUGCGGCGUGUGAGCGAGUGAUAUGGGGAGUGCGGAGGAAGGGGGAAGACUGAGACCAACCAUACCAAGCAGACUCAUACUAGUAGACUAACUUCUAGCUUGUCAUAGCUAGGUUAUGUAUCAUCCAGUUUGAUUACUUAGUACCUGUCUUAAUUGCAUCCACCCGAAAGAAGCUAGUUAGUUAAGCUAGCUAAGUUGGCUGGCUAGCUAGCUAGGCUAAUUGAGGCUGCAUGCACUUUCUCCCUGUUCUACAGUAAAAAAAUAACAACACCUCCAUUAGGCUUGGGCGGUGUCCAGAUUUCCGUACUGUUCUUCUGCCAUCCUGAGAUUAACGGUAUUGUCGGCAUAGGGAUGCUAAAAGGGGGGGGGGGGAAGCCCAUUGUGGCGUUUAUUACCAGAAUGCUAACAAAACUGGCACAAGUAAAGCAAAGACACACAGGCGCCAUUAGCUAAAUGCUAACGAGCGAAAAACUAACAAACUAAUUGCAACGACGGGCAAAUUCAGCUCAUAAAGUUAUACAAGCAUAGCUAGUAGCUACCGAAUGUCAUUUUUGGUGAGUGGACAUUUACAAGCGUGAGAAAUUGUCCUAAUGAACAAAGUUGUGAUGCAUGCUUUUCUGAAGGAAGGGCAACAGGUGUACAAGGAGCAGAGGGGAGAAGAACAGAGGAGGAGAACUUUAGUAGGACUUCUCAAACAUGGCAAAAAGCUGUUAUAAGAUAUCUGAUGGCAAACAUUUAGUAACUUCAUCACCUCGUGCGCUGCACAACAGACUCGCCAAUAGAUAUAGAACGCUAUGGACCCGCUUUCUCUCGUUGUGCUAUUUACAAACAAACACGUGACUGGCUCAACUGUUCUGGGGAACUACAGUAAGCGUUAUAAUGUAAAAUAAUGUGAUUGGUGAAAUAAAGAACGCAAUCUGCUUUAUCUCCUAAUGUAUUUUUUACAAGUUGACUGCAGGUAUUAACUUCAAGUAGCUACAAAUAUUCACAUGUAUAGAAAAACGACAAAUAGUUUUGACACUUGAAAAACCAUCCCGUUGCUUUCUCCAAAUACCCCGGUAUACGGUAUACCACCCAAGCCUAACCUUUUUUGUAGUCUAUCAGUUCGCUCUUGGUCAUUGUAGCAUAUCCUUCUCAAUUAAAGCUGCAAUAUCUAACUUUUUGGGUGACCUGACCAAAUUCACAUAGAAAUGUGAGUUAUAGAUCUGUCAUUCUUAUUGAAAGUAAGUCUCUAAGAAGCAGUAUAUUUGUUCUAUGUGCGCUGUUUCUAUGCUUCCUGUUUUUAAGUCUUGUUUUCAUAUUUUACUAUAGGUUUUGUACACCAGUUUCAAACAGCUGAAAAUACAAUAUUUUUGGAUAUUGAAAAGAUAUUUCACAGCGGUUUAGAUGGUACAAUGAUUCUCUACACCAGGGGUAUUCAACUCUUAACCUACGAGGUCUGGAGCCUGCUGGUUUUCUGUUCUACAACCACCUGGUGUGCCAGGUCUAAAUCAGUCCCUGAUUAGAGGGGAACAAUUGAAAACAAGCAGUGGAACUAGCUUCGCAGUCCAGAGUUGAGUUUAAGGGCUCUACAUGUUUUGUCACACAAACUGAAAUAAGGCGAACUAUUCGAAUUUUAGCAUCCAGGAAAUGGUCCAAGCAAUUUCUGUGUAUUGCACCUUUUAACUUUUAUAAUUCCAUCUUCCAUUAGGUCUGGGCGGUAUACCAUAUUUUACUAUAUACCUGUAUUGAUGCACAGACCGGUUUGACUUUUUACUUUACCUUCUGUAACGGUAUUUCAAUAUUAGUUUUGUAAAUGUUAUACGCAACUCCGGCACGUAUGUCAGUUUUUAUAGUUUUGCCACUUGAGUCGUCUCUCUCGCUCUCCUCCUGCUGCUGCAUGCUGCUGACCACACCCAAGUCCUGCCCCCUGUCACUCAAGGAGGAGCAGUUGCUCGACCAUGGCGUCACGAGCACUUUCUUGCCGUUCACUCUGCAUGGUCAGAUGGAUGCAACAAUGUUGGUGACAUGCUGCUUUCCACAAACGUUCUAUACACUUAGUUUGUAUCUUACUGUCUGCAAACUACUAUCUGCUAGUUUGUAUUUUCUUAGCAAGGUGUUGCUAAAAUCAUUUUUGUUAGCCAGCUAACUAGCGAUUAGUAGCUAUGUAGUUUGCUAAAUGUAGUAAGAGUCAGAUCUAGCUAGCUAGCUAGCUAGCUAGCUAAUACUGCCUGGUGCUGGUAUAGGCCUAGAUACACAUGUUUGUGCAAUGGUAUCUUACCAGAGAGGAAUAGCCGAAGCAUGAUUAUGUUGACUGGCAAGCUACAUGAAGUAAGAAAACAACAUGUAAUGUAACAUCUAAUUAGGGUCACCUGGAAACACUGACCAACACUUUGGGUCCUACCCUCUCAAUAAUUCCUCACUGGUUUAUUACUUAGUUGUCAUGUCAAACAACAAUGUAUUCAAGGUGCUGCCCACUAUAUUCCAAUGAUAGAAUUAGAAUAAUCAUUAUAUUUCCAUGAUUCCAACAGUUCACCAAUUAACUAAGCCUAUAUUUUUCUGCCCAUAUCAUGCUGUGUGUUACAGUGUGGAAAUGAUGAUAAAAGUGCAGGAAAUGUAGAAAUUGGUCAAAAUGCUGAAAAAUAUUUUUUGUUUGGAGUUUUAUUGAACAGUAUAAAUGUAGAAAGCCCCAUUUUGAAAUCACUUAUUUGUGUUGCCACCCUAGGGUCAUGAACUACUCAUAAAGCAUAUUUAAAACUUUUAUUAUUCAAAAACAUCAAAUACCGUCAAAUAUUGUGAUAUAUUUUGUCCAUGUCGCCCAGCCCUAUCUUCCAUUUGACUAGAUAAUCUCUUUACUUGCUUUGCCACACACGGAGGCUCUAUGAUCGUAGUGCCGCGUUGAUGACUUGUGAUUAGCCAACAACAAGCUACAUGCGCCACUCUACAUCGGCUAUUCUCAUUGAGCAGUGGCGACAUACUGUUAACGUUUUUAUCCAAAACUUUGUCCAUCGUCAUUGUAAUCAACUGUGAAGCUAUCGACCCCACCACUCGUCAUCGUACAGAACAAAAUAUAUAUUUUUGAUGUAUUCAUUCGAGUUCGCAGGCGGGCCAAACCGAGGUCCCUUUGCCGAACGGUUCUGUACUAAUACGUGUACCGUUACACCCCUGGAACAAUGCGACCAUGUCUAUGCAACUUUUUUUUAAAUGUUGCUGUCCUUGAUGAAAGGACCCUGUUCAUGUAAAAAUCACAAUACACUGACUGUUUUAAAGCAAAACUAUUUAUUAUGGUGAACCUGAAUCUAAAUAAAUUCUGAAUGUUUGAAAACCCCAAUCAGCAGUUGGAUGUGAGUUGUCCACUCCGGUAAAACACCAUUCUCUACAUUGGUUGUCAUUUCACUAAUAAAGCCUAUGUUUUGACAGUGUGGAAGCCAUUUUACAAGCAUUUGAAUGCUGAAGGUGCUGUGCAGAUGUAUGAAUAGCCUAUUAGAAGAGAGAUAAGGCCUAUCUCUCGUUGGCGCAAGCAGCUGUCACUCUCACUGCACACUUAUCUGACAGUCGUACGCAGUUACAUGCAUAACAGUUUGAUAGGCUACUGAAAUGAAGGAGAUAACGCAUCAAUUCAGCCAAAACAGAUGAGGUAUUUUUGGAAUAAAACAAUAUGAGCUCCCAUGGACCGAUGCACUAGUAUCUUAAACAUUUGAACCUGGGAUCGAUGCAUAUCUGUGAAUCAUUGAGCUGGAGAGAAGAACGCAAUUUGCUUUAUCUAUUAACCUACUGCACAUUGUUGACUGCAGGUAUUUAUUUACACUGAACAAAAAUAUAAAUGCAACAUGUAAAGUGUUGGUCCAAUGUUUUCAUGAGCUGAAAUAAAAUAUCCCAGGAGUGUUCCAUAUGCACAAAAAGCUUAGUUCUCUCAUAUUUUGUGCACAAAUUUCUUUACAUCCCGGUUAGUGAGCAUUUUUCCUUUGCCAAGAUAAUCCAUCCACCUGACAGGUGUUGCAUAUUAAGAAGCUGAAUAAACAGCAUGAUCAUUACACAGGUGCACCUUGUGCUGGGGACAAAAGGACACUGAAAUGUGCAGUUUUGUCACACAACACCACAAAGUCACAAGUUUUUAGGGCACGUGCAAUUGGCAUGCUGACUGCAGGAAUGUUCACCAGAGCUGUUGCCAGAGAAUUUAAUGUUAUUUUCAAAGUUGUUUUAGAGAAUUUGGCAGUACAUCCAACCGGCCUCACUACCGUAGACCACGUGUAACCACACCAGCCCAGGACCUCAAAAUCCGGCUUCUUCACCUGCGGGAACGUCUGUGACCAGCUACCCGGACAGCUCAUGAAACUGUGGGUUUGCACAACUGAUGAAUUUCUGCACAAACUGUCAGAGACCGUCUCAGGGAAUCUCAUCUGCAUGCUCACGUGUUCCAGUUCCUGCCAAUAUCCACCAACUUUGCACAGCCAUUGAAGAGGAGUGGGACAACCAUUCCACAGGCCACAAUCAACAGACUGAUCAACUCUAUGUGAAGGAGUUGUCGCGCUGCAUGAGGCAAAUGGUGGUCACACCAGAUACUGACUGGUUUUCUGAUCCACGCCCCUAUCUUAUUUUUAAAGGUGUCUGUGACCAACAGAUGCAGAUCUGUAUUCCCAGUCAUGUGAUAUCCAUAGAUUAGGGCCUAAUGAAUUUAUUUUAAAAUGACUGAUUUCCUUAUGAACUGUAACUCAGAAUCUUUAAAAUUGUUCCAUUUAUAUUUCUGUUAAGUAUAAAAAAUAAAAUAAUUUUCGGGGUUUUGAAAAUCAUACUUAUCCAGAGCGACUUACAGUUAGUGAGUGCAUACAUUUUUUCAUACUGUGGUUUCGUACUGUGGUUUUGAACUAUUACAUACCUUGGAGAAUAACAGGUGCAAAUCAGUUAAACACUUGGAAGUCCAGUUCCUACUCUACUGUUGUAAUAGAGUUCAUGUUCUUCUGAUCGGCUUCCGUGACUAACUUAUUACCCAAAGCUUGAGGUAUAUUGUUGUGCUGUGCCCAGCUCAUUGAAGUGUAAUGUUCACUCACUGCACCUCCGUGGUGACAGGUCUUUGGGUCCUGUGAUCUGUGUCCAGAGGCUGCCCAGUCUAUAAUGAGAUUGGGCUGCAGGUACUGGUUGUAG